AUGUCCUUCAAUGAAAUUUCCAAAAUUGCAAUGUGGUGUAACCAUUAUGACACAACCAUUGCAAAUAUGCCACAUCUUGGCAAUCACUAUGAAAUUGAGGAUUAUCAAGAAUAUACGUGGCAAAUCACAAAUUGGGCAGGUUUAGAAAAGAGAAUAACAGGUCCUGAAUUUGAAGCUGGAGGUUGGAAAUGGCGCAUUUUACUUUUUCCUUAUGAAAACAAAAACUCAGAAGUUGUUUCAAUUUAUCUGGAUUUGGCUGAUAUAAAAGAAGUACCCACCAAUUGGCAUUGCUGUGUGCAAUUUGCUUUGGCAUUAUGGAACCCAGAAGACCCAACAUCCUGUGUUGUUCAUUAUUCGCAUCAUCGUUUCACUGCUGAAGAACCAAAUUGGGGAUUUACGCGAUUUUACGAACAAAAUAAGUUAUUUGUCCCAUCAGAUAAUCGUCCUCGUCCGUUAAUAGAAAAUGAUGCCUGUAAUAUUGCAACUUUUGUUCGCAUUAUAAAGGACCCAACUGGUGUAUUAUGGCAUAACUUUAAAAAUUAUGAUUCAAAAAAAGUGACUGGAUACGUUAGCUUAAAAAAUCAAGGAGCAACAAGUUAUUUAAAUGUCGAGUUGCAAUUAUUAUAUAGCAUAAAGUAUUUUCGUAAGGCAAUAUAUCAAAUCUCCACAGAAGAUGACGAACCAGUCAGAAGCAUUCCUUUGGCCAUGCAAAGUAUUUUUUAUCAAUUACAAGUAUCAGAUACUCCA
Racocetra persica is the source of this 747-nucleotide messenger RNA. NCBI's taxonomy places the organism in Eukaryota, Fungi, Glomeromycota, Glomeromycetes, Diversisporales, Gigasporaceae. The record is from the annotation of a GenBank genome assembly.